Molecule: messenger RNA, 5281 nt
Organism: Harmonia axyridis
Lineage: Eukaryota; Metazoa; Arthropoda; Insecta; Coleoptera; Coccinellidae
Product: NACHT and WD repeat domain-containing protein 2
Exons: 28
Coding region: 107-5197 (1696 amino acids)
Molecular function (GO): protein binding
Source: RefSeq, a predicted model, not a curated record
GUUGGCGCGGUUUUGCAUAAAACUUAAUUUGAAGGUUUAGUGUCUGCUCCGCAUUCGACGAAACCCCUUCCUAUGUAAAUCAGGAAAUCGGAAACUUCCGUUAAAGAUGGACGACCGGAUCGUAGAUUUAAUUUUCGCGGGUUCUCUGGAAAAACUUCCGCCCGUCAGUUCAAAAAUAGUUCGAAUUUUCACCAGUUCAACCUUCACUGAUACAACAAUGGAAAGAAACACACUAAUGGCAAAAUGUUAUCCAAGAAUCAAAGAUUAUUGUCGAGAAAAACACGGUCUGGAAUUUCAGGUGGUAGAUAUGAGAUGGGGAGUACGAGAUGAAGCAACAGACGAUCACAUGACAACAGAGCUCUGUAUGAAGGAAAUCCAGAAUUGUCAAAGGCUUUCCAUGGGUCCUAAUUUUGUAGUUUUUCUUGGACAAAAGUAUGGGUAUCGACCUAUACCAACUUAUAUCCUAUCAUCAGAACUUCAGAUGAUCAGAGAUGAGGUUGCCAAUACUGGUGGUGACCCAACAAUAAUCGACACAUGGUACAGAAAAGACAGUAAUGCCGUUCCUCCAAUCUCUGUUCUUCAACCAAUUUCUUCCAUUCUCAUCAAUUUCAAUAACAAGAGAGUUCCAAAGUUACAAGCUGAAGAUCAAGGAAAAUGGUGGGCUACUCUAGAAAAAUUUCAGAAAUUGUUUCGCAAAGCAUCAUCUUCACUGCAUCAGCAAGGGAAGAUGGAUGAUGAUGCCAAACACAACUAUUUCAUGUCAGUUACGGAAAGGGAGGUUAUAAAUGGAAUUCUGAAUGUGAAGAAUACAAAAAAUCAUUGCUUAGCCUAUGUCAGGUACAUAAACAACAUAAAUUUACAAAAUUUGAAGAAGGCCUCUCUUUUUGUGGAUAUCAUCAAUAGAAGCUUGGAUACCGAAUCUGCCAAGUUACUCGGUAAUCUGAGAGACGAUAGAUUACCAAAUAAAAUUGAAACAAGUAACUAUCAAAAAUACAAUGUUGAAUGGAUAGGAAGAGAAGGUUUGGACCCAGAGACCCAUGAUGAAUACUUGAAACAUUUCAUUUCACAUUUCUACAAGAAUAUAGUUAAGCUGGUUGACAGAGCAAUGAGAAAAGAAGACUCUAGUGCUCAAGGACAAAUAGUUACAGAAAUUUUACAACACUUACAUGCCUGCAACAAUUCUGUUAGGGUAUUUUAUGGGAGAGAGGAUACUCUUGAACUCAUCCACCUAUAUAUGGUUGAAGAUUCGGAUUCUCUUCUCAUAUUAUACGGAGAAGGAGGUUGUGGUAAGACAUCUCUACUAGCCAAAGCAGCCAGCAUGUGUACAGGAAGAGAUUGGUUCAAGAAUGCUAAACCAAUAAGCAUUAUAAGAUUCUUAGGAACAACACCCGAUUCCUCUGCAUUAACACCAACUCUAAUAUCAAUUUGUCAACAGAUAUCUUAUAACUUUAUGCUACCCUUUGAAGGAAUACCUGAUGAUCUUGUUCCCUUAACAGCUCACUUCAAACAGCUCUUAACUUUAGCAACAAAAGAACAACCCCUUCUUCUUUUCCUCGAUUCGGUAGAUCAGUUGACAGGAACUCAAGAUGCAAAUAAAGUAUCCUGGUUACCUACUCGUCUACCACCAUAUUGCAAGAUUCUUGUAUCUUGUGCUUCGGAAGAAGAUAAUCCAGAAGUCUCGAGGGAGUAUCACAUACUUCGACGUAUGGUUGAUAAAGAUGAAAAUUUUAUCGAAGUCAAGGCUUUGGGGGAAGACCUAGCCAUGCAAGUUAUUAAAAUGUGGAUGAGAACAUCUUGUCGCGAUCUCACCAACUACCAAUGGCGGCUCGUAUCGAAUGCCAUCGACAAAUGCAGUUUACCGAUUUUCGUUAAACUGGUCUUCGCGGAAAUUUGCAGAUGGAGGAGUUACACAAAAUCUGCCGAUACCCACUUAGCAAAUACUGUUAUGGAUUCCAUUAUGAUGUUGUUUGAAAGAAUAGAGAAACAACAUGGCAGAAUCUUGGUAUUUCACGCCUUAGCGUAUAUAACUGCAGCCAAAAGUGGUUUAUCGGAGUCGGAAUUGGAAGAUCUCAUUUCUCUAGAUGAUAAAGUGUUGGAUGAUGUAUACCAGUACCAUCUUCCUCCAGUAAGGCGGAUACCACCUUUACUGUGGACAAGAAUAAGAAACGAUUUACCAAAUUACUUGUCGGAAAGAGAAGCUGAUGGAGUUAGCGUGAUGAAUUGGUAUCAUAGACAAUUCCGAGACGCUGCCAAAGAAAGGUAUUUCAAGAAUAUGAAUAUGGCGACCUAUUUCCACUCUAUGAUCGCGGAUUACUUUCUGGGUAUCUGGGGUGGUGGUGUCCCGAAACCGUUCAAAUACACUGAAAUUCAGAGACACAGGUUUAACUUAACUGAUAAGGAGGGUGUAGCUGACAGAAAGGUUCCAGUCCAACCUUUAGUAUUCUAUUCAAAGGACGGUAAAAUAUCAAGAUAUAACCUAAGAAAGUUUGGUGAAUUACCAUUUCAUCUGGUGCGAUCAAGAAGAUUCAAGGAUUUAUACGAAAAUGUGCUCUUCAACUAUGAGUGGUUACAUGCUAAACUGUCCAGUUGUCCACUGCAAGCUGUACUUUCUGAUUACGAAGACGCAAGUAAUAACAUAGAAAACAAAGAUUCUAGAAGAGAACUCACUCUUGUAGCUGAUGCUCUUCGUCUAGGUGGAGCAGUCUUAGGGCAACAUCCCAACAUGUUAGCACCACAACUCAUCGGUAGACUCCUUCCUGAGGUAGCUAAGAACCCGAAUAUCAAAAUGUUACUAAACGAUUGCGACAUUAAAGGUCCAAACCACUGCGCUUUGCUACCGGUAUAUCAUUGUUUACAUACACCUGGUGGGCCUCUGAAGUAUUCCUUGGAAGGUCAUCAAUUUGCUGUAUUCUCCAUAUGCCUCACUAGUGACUACCGUUAUAUAGUGUCAAUUUCAAACAGAUUUAUCACUUGGGACCUUUCCACAAGUGAUCUCACAAGGGAUGUAAACCCUAAUAUUGAAGGAAUUAUGCAGCAAUUAGCUCUUAGUCCUGACAAUAAAUGGGCUGCAGCCUACACGAAUAAUAAUCAGACUGUCCUCUUGAAUAUGCUUUCAAGUGAAUUCAUUAUUCUCGAUAAUCCUUUAGAAGACAACGAAAACGUCGUUGGGGUAUCAUUAUUAAAUUAUAGCCUCUUUAUUUAUGGUAGUAAAAAUUGGAUCAGAUUUGAUAUGAGAGGGCAGAAGGAAGGUAUUUAUACAAAUACAGUGGAUCCAAAUGAAUGGACAAUUCUGACAAUGGAAUUCGAUAACAAAACAACAUACAGAACAAUAUAUUGGAAAGGAGACUUGGAUGAUGAUAGGCUGUUGAUGCUUUCACAGUAUGAUAGUGUGGAUUAUGAUCCUUUAGAAUUCCACAGUGCUUUGGUAUUUAACAAGAACAAAGACAUACUAUACGCAUGCACCACUGAAGGUGCAUAUUGCGUUUCGAAAUUUGCCAGAAACUGCGAAACAAAAAGAUGGGAACUUGUUGAAGAUCUUUCACGUAUUCAAAAUGAUGUUAAUGAAACAUUGCUUCAACUGAAACUGGACAAACAAGAUGAAACAUUGUUUGCUUCAACAUGCAACGGUUUCAUCGUCUGGUACGUGAGUAGAGAAGCUGAAAACAAAAACGGACUUUUCUUACCGUUACCUUAUGGCAUAAGGAAUAUCACAACCAGAAUGUUACAGUCAAACUCGAUAAUGCUAAGUGCUCAUAAAAAUUAUGCAAUAGCAGGAGUAAGGAAAAAUUUGUAUGUGUGGAGCAUGGAAACCCAGAAGCUCGUGAAAGUUUUAGAUGCUCAUUUCGCUAGAAUCGUCCAAUUAGAACCGUUAACCAUCGGAAAUUGGAACUGUAUUGUAACUUCUUCAAUAGACAGAACUGUUAAGGUUUGGAACAUCAAUAAUAUAUUCGAACAGGUCCAUGUUAUCGACAGACACGAGUUACAAAUAGACUCUAUCAGUUUAUCCAACGAUUUGAGUUUGGCAGUUACAGUAACAAGAAACUGUGUUGGAGUUUGGAACCUGAGAAUUGGAAAACUGAUAGCUAAAUUAGCAGAUAGUCCUCUAGGAGCCAUUGUUACUCAUGCUUGCAUCACGCCAGAUGGACGGUACAUAAUCUCUUCCGAAUCAGGUAAUUUCCUCAUUUGGUUGAGGAUGACCGAAAUGGUAGUUUUCAAAGAAGAACAGCCUGGCAUAAAACAGUUAACCCUUAUAGAAGGGGGAACUAAAGUAUUAUCUAUAUCUAAACCAAGCAAUGCACCAGGAACUGAUAUUGUCAGGACAACAGCUACAGUGUGUGUCAGAGAUCUACCAAGUGGGGAAAUGAUAUAUAGCUUUGAAUAUCCUGUUCGAAGUUUCACUGGUGUACCUUUUCGACAAGCCAUCAUUACAUCUGAUGGCCUUCAUAUGGUUCUUUGUGCCGCAGAUAAAACAAAUAGGGAUUGUAUAAAUGUUCAUAAUGCUCUUACGGGACAAUUAGAACACAAAAUAUCGUUGAAACAAAGUGGAAUCAAGGAUUGUAGCGGCCUUAUAGCUAUGCCCCAUAAAGGCCAUCUUGUAGCAGUAAUGACUCCUGAUAAAGGGGCAAUCUUCGACAUAAAGAAUAAGAAAUAUUUGAGGUCCAUUCCAAAAUGGGGUGGUAUGGUAACUAAAGAUGGUAAAUAUGGUUUAUAUGCCCCUCAAAGAGGCGGACUUGAGUUACUCGAACUCAAAAAGGGGCAAAGUGUUAAGACAUAUAUACCUAGAGUAGCAGAAGGUGUUUUCAGUAUUAUAUGUCAGUUCAACAAAACAGACGAGUAUGUUUUAUAUUAUCAUAACGGAAGAAAAACCUUGAGAGUGUUCAGAACAAGUGACACAGAAAUGGUAGCAAAUUAUAGAGUACAGGCAGAAUUAACGGCUAUUGAAAGUACACCAGAUGGUAAGGCUCUAGUUCUUGGAACUGUUGAUGGUUGUAUGUCUGUACAAGCUAUACUUGAUACAAAGAAGGGUGAUGUAACGCAAUAUUUAGCAGAAAUGCCAUCCAGAGACGAAGAGUGGGCUAAAAAGGUAGAGAAAAUGAAAGCUCAAACGAGAUUCAAAGCUGCAACUUCCAUAGUAAAGCUGUCUACUCUUUUCAAACAAGAGAAUAAUAAUAAUGGUUCUGGAAUUAUUGCAACAUAAAUGUAGUAUGAAUAAGGAAAUUAUAACUGAAUCAGAUGCUUGGCUUAUUUUUAUAGAAGUUGAUAGAAAGAAUAAAGUGUAUGC